Messenger RNA from Ilex paraguariensis (yerba mate), 546 nucleotides. NCBI's taxonomy places the organism in Eukaryota, Viridiplantae, Streptophyta, Magnoliopsida, Aquifoliales, Aquifoliaceae. The record is from the annotation of a GenBank genome assembly.
AUGUUCAUUGGGGAUGGAGCAAAACUUGUUCGUGAUGCUUUUCAGCUUGCAAAAGAAAAAUCUCCUUGUAUCAUUUUUAUAGAUGAAAUUGAUGCAAUUGGCACAAAGCGUUUUGAUAGUGAGGUUAGUGGGGAUAGAGAGGUCCAACGGACAAUGUUAGAAUUACUCAAUCAGCUUGAUGGAUUUAGUAGCGAUGACCGGAUAAAGGUGAUAGCAGCAACAAAUCGAGCUGAUAUUUUAGACCCUGCUCUCAUGCGAUCUGGUCGACUAGAUCGUAAAAUUGAGUUUCCCCAUCCCACGGAAGAGGCCAGAGCUCGAAUCUUGCAGAUCCAUUCCCGAAAAAUGAAUGUUCACCCAGAUGUUAAUUUUGAAGAGCUGGCUCGUUCCACGGACGAUUUUAAUGGUGCACAACUGAAAGCUGUUUGUGUGGAGGCAGGCAUGCUAGCUCUUCGCCGUGAUGCCACUGAGGUGAAUCACGAAGACUUCAAUGAAGGUAUCAUCCAAGUUCAGGCUAAGAAGAGAGCAAGCUUAAAUUACUACGCAUAG